Molecule: messenger RNA, 990 nt
Organism: Medicago truncatula (barrel medic)
Lineage: Eukaryota; Viridiplantae; Streptophyta; Magnoliopsida; Fabales; Fabaceae
Product: PSME3-interacting protein
Exons: 7
Coding region: 211-849 (212 amino acids)
Cellular component (GO): nucleus
Source: RefSeq, a predicted model, not a curated record
CUAAAUGGGGGGGAUUGGGGGUGUGAAAAGUUGGUGGCUGAGUUGAAAAUAUGACCCAAUCUAAAUAUUAAGCAACAGAACGACCCAAAAGCUCCGCAACUGUUUGUUACAGUGUAUCUCCUCCUUCCUCCCCCACGUUUUCCAUUCCACCUUCUCUUCUGAAAUUGAAUUUUCGUUCGGUAGCAGUUGCAGUUCGCAAGUUUUGAAACCAUGGAUGAAGAAUCAGGUCGUCCCAUCAGAAUGAUGAACUUCGUCUCCGAAGAGCAAUUGGCAGAAUCUAAAAGAACAAGGGGAGAACGUGUUGAAGAUGGCACUGCCCACAGGGAUAGACCUCUCUUCGAGAUUCUGAAGGAGAACAAGGACAAGAAGGAUGCUGAAUUUAAUGAAAGAUUCAAACAUAGACCUCCCAAAGCUUUAGACGAGGAUGAGACCGAGUUUCUUGAUAAUUAUGAAUCAACAAAAAGGGAAUAUGAACAAAAAUUGGCAGAUGAGGAAGCCCAACAACUACGUAGCUUUCAAGCAGCAAUAGCAAUGCAGUCCAACACUGUGCAUGAACUUAAGGAAAAAGCUUCUGUACUUGCAGUCCAGGAAGAAAAGCCUGCUGCUGGAAAGAGGAAGCCAGCCUCUCGCCCAUUAAACAUGAUUAUAAAAGUCAAGCCUCAAGCUAAAAAAGCCAAGGUGGAUGAAGGAAAUACGGAAGACGUUCCAAAAGCGGGAAUUACUUAUGUGAAUGAUAAGAGUAAGCCUUUAGAACCAGUACAGCCAUUGAAUGGCAUAGCUGAUAGGUCAAAUGAAGUUGCUCAAACUGGCCUUGUUUCAUAUAGUGAUGAAAGUGAUGAUGACUUGUAGUUUGAUAUCUGUAUGAUGAGAAGAUUCUUAUUACUCUUCAUAUGCCCAUUAUAGUCAACUAGAUUUAUCAUUGAAGGUUAUUGGUCAUUGUAUAGAUAUAUAUGAUUUUGAAUGACAUCAAGAAUGGCUGCAUAUAAAAUA